This is a messenger RNA of Vicia faba (fava bean), 1089 nucleotides long. The record is from the annotation of a GenBank genome assembly. NCBI's taxonomy places the organism in Eukaryota, Viridiplantae, Streptophyta, Magnoliopsida, Fabales, Fabaceae.
AUGAUGAAUAAGGGAAGAGAAGGCAAAGGAACAGCACCCUCUACAGAUCUGUUAGUAUGUUUCCCAUCUCGAACUCAUUUUCGUUUAAUGCCCAAGGCCAUUUGCAGCCCCGUUAGGCCUUUAGAGCCUAACAAACGCCACCGCCACCACCAGCGUAAGAGAUCAAUCUCGAGAACGGGUGGUGGCGGCGGACAAACGAAUAGUCCUAUGUUAUGGACUAAAAACAAGUCAACUGGCUCUGAGAAUUCGGAGCCAACUUCUCCAAAAGUUACAUGUGCCGGACAGAUCAAAGUGAGGCAUAAAAACACUGCUUCAAGGAGUUGGCAAUCUGUGAUGGAAGAGAUUGAGAAAAUUCAUAACAACAAGAAGCAAAAGAAGCGUCUAAAUUGGGCUGAAUCUCUCGGUUUCAAGAAGGAGAUUAUGCAUUUCUUCACUUGUUUACGAGCAGUACGCUUCGACUUUCGUUGCUUUGGAUCCUUCUCUGGAACCGAUAUAGUAACAGAAGACGAAGACGAAGACGAUGAAGAAGACGAAGACGAUGGUGAAGAUGAAGAUAAAGACGAAGUGUAUUCCGAAAACGAUCAAGUUGGUGUAGAUGAGAAUCACAACGACAACGAAUCAUCGAGGGCCGUGUUCUCGAAAUGGUUCAUGGUACUACAAGAAGAUCAAAACAAUGAAGUUCACAAAGAAGAAGAAAAGAAAGAGGAAACCGGUGAUGGAGAUGGAGAAAUCCCUGUGCCUCCUCCAAACGCAUUAUUGCUCAUGCGUUGCAGGUCUGCUCCGGCGAAGAGUUGGUUGACAGAAAGUGAAGAAGAAGAACAUGGAAAUAAUAAUGAAAAGCAAAACAAUUCACAUAAAGAUAAAGAGAAAGAGAAAGAAAAAGAAAAAGUAUUAGCACAAACACAUGCAAAAAAGGGACAAAGUUUAAAGUCAUUGAUGGCGGAAGAGAAGAUAAACAAGAAAGAGAAUUUGGUAGUGAUGAGAUAUAAUCCUGAUUUUUAUGGUAUUUCAACUGAUGUUGCUGCAGAGACAUGGAUUGUUGGUGGUUUACCAGAUCCAAUAUCAAGGAGUCGAAGUUGGAAAAGAUGA